Paraphaeosphaeria sporulosa is the source of this 536-nucleotide messenger RNA. RefSeq lists its product as uncharacterized. Lineage: Eukaryota; Fungi; Ascomycota; Dothideomycetes; Pleosporales; Didymosphaeriaceae. Gene Ontology annotation, cellular component: mitochondrial inner membrane. The record is from RefSeq and is a predicted model, not a curated record. The transcript has 2 exons. Gene Ontology annotation, biological process: protein insertion into mitochondrial inner membrane. Bases 26 to 316 code for a protein of 96 amino acids.
AUUACCAAACACAUCACCCGCCACAAUGUCGUUCCUCUUCGGCCGCCAGCCGCAGCUCUCCUCCGAGCAGAAGAUCGCCCAAGCCGAAGCAGAAAUCGACAUGGUCUCGGACAUGUACGCGCGCCUGGUCCAAUCCUGCAGCAAGAAAUGCCUCGACACCUCUUACCGCGAAGCCGAUCUCAACAAGGGCGAGUCCGUCUGCCUCGACCGCUGUGUCGCAAAGUUCUUCGAGGUCAACGUAAAGGUUAGUGAAAAAAUGCAAGGCGAGGCACAAGGGAAGGCUGCUGGUGGAGCCAUGUUCGGUGGAGGCAUGUAAACAAGUCUACGCUACAGGCAAGACAAAGCCGGAUGCACAAAUCGAGAAUGCUAAGACGAGACGAGCGAGGUACAGUGUCCGCGAACCAGGUCAAGGAGAUGGGACGUUUUGGGGGGGGGGGAAGACAAACCACCGCUUCACGCAAUUCGCCAUCGAUUUGGCGCUGUACAAUAGAUUUUACCGGAUUGAGCAAGGUGCUUGGAAUGGUAUGAUAUGCAAG